GUCAAAACCUCUCCUAACAUAGCUUGCCUGACACAUGAUCCCAUAACUGAGGAUUUGGUUGAUGAGCCUUCCCACACUGGAGGCGGAGGAUCAGGGGCCUUUGGACUCAGUGGCCUUUGAGGAUGUUAAUGUGGAGUUCACCAUGGAGGAGUGGGCUUUCCUGGAUCCCACCCAGAAGAAACUCUACACAGAUGUGAUGCUGGAAACCUUCUGGAACCUGGCAUCAUUUAUAAUGCUUUUUCUAGCAUGUAUUUUAGAAGAACAAUGUGACGACCAUGACAGUGAAGAUCAGUAUGAAAAUCAUUGGAUGCAUCUUAGCAGUCAUAUGGUAGAGAGACUCUGUACAAGGAAGGAUGGUAGUCAAUGCAGAGAAAACUUCAGCCAGAUCCCAAAUAAUAAUGAAAAGAAGGAAAUUCCUAAAAUAAAACAACCUAAAUCCAGGUUGUGUAGGCAAAUCUUCAUACGUUAUUUAUCCUUGAAUAACCACCUGAGCUCUCACAUUGGACCCAAACUGUACCUGUGUCAGGAAUAUGAAGAAAAACAUUAUAAAUAUAAGGAAGCUGAGAAAGCUUUCAAGCCUCACCAACAUAUUCAGAGUCAUGAAGGCAGCCACUGCAAGAAAACUUUUCACUAUUCAACUUCCCUUAGAAAUCAUGAAAGAACACAUAUUCCUGGGAUACCGAAUGAGUGUGAGCAAUAUGGAAAAGGCUUUAGUUAUCUCACUUACUUUAAACUUCACAAAAAUACUCAUAGUGGAGAGAAACCAUGUCAAAGUAAGCAAUGUGGCAAAGCUUUCAGUUCUCCCAAGUACUCUGGAGAAAAUGAAAGACACACUGCAGAAAAGCCCUAUCAAUGUAAGAAAUCUGGAAAAGUUUUCAGUUCCACUUCUCUUAGAAGUCAGGAAAAAACACACUCUGAUGAGAAACAUUAUGAAUGUGGGAACGUCUUCAGUUGGCUCAGCUCUCUUGGAAAACAUAAAAGAAGUCAUCCCAGAAAGAAGCCUUAUGAAUGUAAGGAAUGUGGUAAAACAUUCCAUCAUCUCUAUGCCCUUAUAACUCACCAAGGAAUGCAUACUGAGGAAAAACCAUAUGAAUGUCAGCUUUAUGGUAAAAUUUUCUCUUAUCCAACUUCCCUCCAAAGUCAUAAAGGAACUCAUACCAGGGGAAAACCCUGUGGUUGUAAGCAAUGUGAGAAAGCCUUCAGUUAUACAAAGUCUUAUCGAGAGCAUCAAUGGAUUCAAUGUGGAGAAAAGCCCUAUGAAUGUAAGCAAUGUGGGAAAGCUUUCAGACAUUCCACUUUUCUUAGAAAUCAUGAAAGGAUGCAUACUGGGGAGAAACCCUAUGAAUGUAAACAAUGUGGGAAAGCCUUCCAUUAUAGCAGCUCUCUUGGAAAACAUAAACGAUGUCAUGACGGAAGGAAGCCUCAUGAAUGUAAGAAAUGUGGUAAAACAUUCCAUCAUACCUUUUUCCUUAGAAAUCAUGAAAGAACUCAUACUCGGGUAAAACGCUUUAAAUGUAAGCAUUGUGGCAAAGGUUUCUAUUAUCAAUAUUCUCUUCGAUAUCAUGAAAGAACUCAUACUGGGAAAACACCCUAUGAAUGUAAGCUAUGUGGUAAAGUUUUCUCUUAUUCAACUUCCCUCCAGUAUCAUAAAAGAACUCAUACCGAGGAAAAACCCUAUGAAUGUAAGCAAUGUGGGAAAGCCUUCAGUUCCAGGAACUCUCUUGCAAAUCAUAAAAUAAGUCAUGAUGAAAAGAAGCCUCAUGAAUGUAAGAAAUGUGGUAAAACAUUCCAUCAUUACUAUUCCCUUAGAAAUCAUGAAAAUACUCAUUCUGGGAAGAAACCCUAUGAAUGUAAGGUUUGUGGUAAAGUUUUCUCUUAUUCAACUUCCCUUCAAUAUCACGAAAGAAUGCAUACUGGGGAAAAACCCUAUCAAUGUAAAGUAUGUGGGAAAGCCUUCAUUUUUCCCAGCUCUCUUGGAAAUCAUAAAAGAAGACAUCAUGGAAAGAAGACUCAUGAAUGUAAGGAAUGCGGUAAAACAUUCCAUUAUCAAUAUUACCUCCAACUUCAUGAAGGUAUUCAUACUGGUGUAAAACGUUAUGAAUGUAAGCCUUGUGGUAAAGCUUUCUGUUAUCCAUCUUCCCUGCGUAGUCAUGAAAGGACUCAUCAUAAGGAAGAACCCUAUAAAUGUAAGCAUUGUAGCAAAGCUUUCUCUUAUCCAUCUUCCCUCCAAUGUCAUGAAAGAACUCAUACUGGGGAAAGACCCUAUAAAUGUAAGCAUUGUGGCAAAGCUUUCUCUUAUCCCACUUACCUCCAAUAUCAUCAAAGAAUUCAUACUGGGGAAAAACCCUAUAAAUGUAAGCAUUGUGGCAAAGCUUUCUGUUUUCUAUCUGCCCUCCAAACUCAUGAAAGAUCUCAUACUGGUGUAAAACGCUAUGAAUGUAAGCAGUGUGGUAAAGGUUACUAUUAUCAAUGUUCUCUCCAAAGUCAUGUUAGAGCUCAUAGUGUUAGACCAUCCUAUGAAUGUAAGCUAUGUGGUAAAGUUUUGUCUUCUUCAACUUCCCUUCAAUAUCAUGAAAGAAUCCAUACUGGGGAAAAACCCUAUCAAUGUAAGGAAUGUGGGAAAGCCUACGUUUCUCCCAGCUCCCUUGGAAAUCAUAAAAGAAGCCAUGAUGGAAAGAAGCCUCAUGAAUGUAAAGAAUGUGGUAAAACCUUUAUUUAUCCCUCUUUCCUUAGAAGACAUGAAUUAACUCAUACUGGUGUAAAACCCUAUAAAUGUAAGCAUUGUGGUAAAGGUGUAUCUUCUUCAGCUUACCUGCGAUAUCAUGAAAGAACACACACUGGAUAAAAGCCCCACGUAUGUUAGCAAUGUGGUAAGGCUUUUAGUCUUUCUGCAUCUCUUAGAGGUCAUGAAAAAAUACAUACUGGAGAGAAACUAUGACUGAAAGCAAUGUGAGGAAGCCUUUUUUUCUGCCAAAUGCCUUAGAGAACAUAAAAUAACUCAUCAUGGAAAGAUGCCUCAGAAUGUAAGGAAUGUGGUAAAACUUUCCUUUAUCCCUCUUUGCUUAGAAAUCAUGAAAAAAUUCAUACUUGGGAAAAACC
Messenger RNA from Myotis brandtii (Brandt's bat), 3099 nucleotides. Its product is annotated as zinc finger protein 709-like. The record is from RefSeq and is a predicted model, not a curated record. The coding region runs from base 62 to 2845 and encodes 927 amino acids. The transcript is spliced from 4 exons. Gene Ontology annotation, biological process: regulation of DNA-templated transcription. NCBI's taxonomy places the organism in Eukaryota, Metazoa, Chordata, Mammalia, Chiroptera, Vespertilionidae.